Molecule: messenger RNA, 816 nt
Organism: Peronospora matthiolae
Lineage: Eukaryota; Oomycota; Peronosporomycetes; Peronosporales; Peronosporaceae
Source: the annotation of a GenBank genome assembly
AUGGCUGCAACCCUUGAACGCCAGCGUGACUAUGUGUUCACUCCACCCAGUGUGGAGGAACGUCUACGUCAAGCGGCCGGCCAAACAUUGGCAACGUGGGUCAUUGGCCAUGGGCCUAAGACUCCUGAGGAGGUGGUGAGCUGCCAGGUACUUUGUGAGAGGUACCUGGAGCCGCACCUAACGACUCAAAGUCAAUACAAGGCACGCCUUGACAUGCAAGCACGUGGUACACUGGUUCCACCAAUCAAGGGUAUACCCAUUCUCUUGCUCGCAGGCGAAACAGUGAGCGAAGAAGACGAUGCCUUCGUUCACUGGGUGCACUAUGUGCGUCGCCUCAGCAAUAUUUUUGCUCUAAGGGCUAGUGCCCAUGCGGCUGAUGUGCGUCUCGAACGCAAGCUUCGGUAUGAUUGUGCCAAGCUUAAGGCCAGAGGCCAAUUGCGCAAGCGCACGCGCUAUGCUUCGGCUACUAAGGUAGCCGCGAGUGCUGGUCAGUCUGUGGCCAACAACCCGCCAACCUGCACCACUAGUGGUGGGGAACGGCCUCGGUCUCGAGAUGACCAUGGCCACGAUGCUCAAAAGCCUUUAAAGCAUAUGGGCAGUCUUGCCGAAGAGGGACCUCAAAUUCCCAUGAGUUUUCAGACUCAGGGUACCCACGCCACUUUACCAGAUUCUGGUAUUGGACCUGACGACGAAGUCAUUUUAGUAGUCUCUCGACAUGAAAUUGACGACACCCAUGCUCAUCGAGCAAAGUCGGUGGCGGCCGGUGUACCGGUGGAGGCCCACGAGAAAUUGGUUCUCGAAUUGAAGGCUCUUUAA